Messenger RNA from Daphnia pulicaria, 3140 nucleotides. RefSeq names its product protein strawberry notch-like. Gene Ontology annotation, molecular function: chromatin DNA binding; histone binding. Gene Ontology annotation, biological process: regulation of DNA-templated transcription. Gene Ontology annotation, cellular component: nucleus. Lineage: Eukaryota; Metazoa; Arthropoda; Branchiopoda; Diplostraca; Daphniidae. The transcript has 11 exons. The record is from RefSeq and is a predicted model, not a curated record. Bases 1 to 2766 code for a protein of 921 amino acids.
AUGGCGACGAAUUUGUUGUUAUUGCCGUUUGAGAUUAAGAAGGAAAAGUUAAAGGAUGAAUUUAUCGUACGUGAUCAUCCCAGUACGGUCAUCGAAACCCCGUCAAUAUCUAACUAUGUUGACCUACCUGACACUUCCUACAUCCUCGAUCUGCCAUCAGAAACAAUUAAUAGCGGAGGCCUAUCUGCCAUCCAGUUAGAAACCAUCAUCUACUCGUGUCAGAGACACGAACAAAAAUUGUCUGACGGUUCUCGAGCUGGAUACCUCAUCGGAGACGGAGCCGGUGUUGGUAAAGGUCGGAUCGUAGCUGGCAUCAUCUUUGAAAAUUUCAUUCGUGGACAUGCAAGGAUCAUCUACAUUUCUACAACUGCCGUCUCGGAACCCCGCAGCAUGGCAAGCAUGGUUCGUCUAGGUCUUUGGGGUCAGAAUACAUCAAUCAAAGACUUCGAACAAUUUCUGGGAAAUGUGAAGAACUUUGGUGAGAUUGCCGGGGAUAUGAUAGCCAUGGAAAUGAGGCAGCGGGGAUCGUACGUAAACCGUCAACUUUCUUUCAAGGAUGUCAUGUACCAAGUUGUCGAAAUUUGCCAAUUGCCGAAAUUUAUCAGAUCCUACGACAAUUCUGCUAAACUUUGGCUUCAUCUGCAACAGUCUUUUACAGAAGCAGCUGAACUUAUGGAUUUAGGCCAAAAGACACAAAAGAUUAUGUGGACUAAUUUUUGGUCAGCGUAUAACAGAUUUUUUAGAUGUCUGCGUAUUUCCGCCAAAGUAUCACAUGCCGUCAAGUUUGCUAGUGAAGCUGUCAAACGCGGCAAAAGCGUUAUCAUUGGUCUUCAAUCAACCGGAGAAGUUUACACCCUUAAAAAAGUUCCGGACGACGGAUCUGCAAUACCAAAUUUCGUUUCAACUGCAAAAAUGAUUAUGCAGUCUUUGGUUGAAAAACACUUUCCAGCUUCCGAUAGUCUCCAACUGCUUGCCGAUGCUCGAAACAACAAACGAACCGUUAGAGGUAAAAGAAAAUCUGUGAGAAAAACCGCAGGAACCUCCAAAAAGAAGAAAAACGAAUUAACUGACGAUUUCUCUUGUGAUGAAAUAAUUGACAGCAGUUAUGUAUCUGCUCCGGUAUUUGACUAUCAUUCAGACUCAGCCGAUUCCAAGCUAAAAGACGAAGAGGCAGACGAAGACAGGAGGAUUAAGCUUGAGAAGGCGUCGGUAAUCAAACAAGGACUUCUAGAAAAAAUCGAAGAGCUGGGAACUUUACUUCCACCAAAUUGGAUUGAUCAACUCAUCGAUGAACUCGGAGGCUCAGAAAAUGUGGCCGAAAUUUCUAGUCGGAAGGGCCGUCUGGUCCAAAAAAACAAUGGCCUGGUCCAAUACGAGCCGCGCUCCGAAAAAGAUGUUCCUUUAGAGUUAAUCAACAUUCGUGAAAGGGAGCGUUUUAUGAACGGGGAAAAGAAAAUUGCCAUCGUUUCUGCAGCUGCCAGCUGUGGAAUUUCUCUUCACGCUGAUAGACGAGCGAAAAAUCAGAGCCGUAGAAUUUACAUUUCUCUAGAAUUGCCGAAUUGCGCUGAGCUUGCUCUGCAGCAGUUCGGAUGCAUUCAUCGCAGUAACCAAGUGAAAGCUCCGAAAUUUAUUUUACUUGUUCCGGAAUUGGCUGGGGAGAGACGAUCCGCAUUGAUCGUUGCUAAUCGUCUUCAAUUACUUGGUGCUUCCUUCAGAAAUCAAAGAUUAGAUGAAGGCUCUACUGAAUUAGAAGAAACUAGUGAAUAUGACUCUGCGGUACUCGAUGCCAUGAAGGUUAUUAUGGGCCAUAAAUUACCCGUAAGUCCAGUCCCUGUUGAUUACGAAGGCAACUUUUUCCGAGAUAUCAGAGCAGCACUAGCUGAAGUCGGCGUCAUAUCAUCCAACUUGGUUACACUGUUUAAAGCUGGAAAAGGUGUUCCAGAUAUCCUAAAUCGGAUUUCGGGUAUUCCUGUUAAUCUUCAAGCCACUCUAUUGAUAUACUUCGAUGGUGUUCGAUCAGCAACGAUCAGUAAUCGGGGAAAAAUGGACGGACACUAUGACACGAAGAUUUUUGAUUUACCCUUGCACAACAAAUGUGCUCAUCGUAGAAACACUCUGAAGGUUACCUCCAAAAAUACUAUCGGUCCGGCUACGAUGUAUCUACAUGAAAUUGAAGUUGACGGUGGCAUGGAUUGGAGAACAGCAGAGGAAAAAUGGCUUCCGAAGGCUGGACAAGCAGACGAAGGGAUUUAUGUUUCAAAAGAGGUAUUAUUUAAGAAAAGAGACAUUAUAAUUGUCCGAAGAUUCGGUGAUGGUGACAAGGGAGAUGUAAAAUAUACCGUGAUACGACCCAGUACGGGAGUGCAAUUGCUAUCACAAACUUUGGCUGAAAUUACCACAAAAUACAUCCCUAAAAUUAGUUUGUCAAAACAGGCCAAUAUUGAUCAUAAAGCGUUAUGGGAUUUUCAUUACGAGGCUUCAGAAAAUGUUUGUGUUCACGACUACUGGCUUAAAAACACAAGCAAAAGCCACAAAAAUAAAGGUCCCGGACGAUGCCAAGAAGGUUUGCGAUCAUCAUGUGUAACGUACAAGCUUUUGACUGGAUCAAUAUUUCUUCUUUGGAAAGAAAUCGAAUCCAUUAUUAAGGAAAGCAAUCCACAGUUGAAAAUGCAGAUCGCCCGCGUACUUGUGGACAGCAGCAAAAUUGUCGGCAUAGUUAUUCCCGAUAAUUGCGAAUCUCAGCUGAUAGCCUUUCUUACAAAGUAGUGUGUAAGAUAAUGUUGGCUCUUCAUCACGAACCGAAAUUUAACUUAUUAACCGUAACUGCGGGAAUUAUUAAUUUCUUUACAAAUAGAAGAUUACAAAUUAUGUUGCCCCGUUAGACAAAAAUAAUUUGCUACGUAGUGGACGAACUCUAAAGUUUACAUUGUUCUCAUAGUGAUUUAUUUGUUUUCACUAGAAUUCGCGCUAUGAAAAUUAGAUGCGAUUUUUCAUUUUGUUUUCCUAAUGAUAAUGUUUUCAAUAGUUAAAUAACCAUAUUGAAUAAUUUUUUUUUCGCAACUGUCUUCUUCAGUUCGCUUGAGGGAUAUCGAUCGUGUAUUUUAUUUGUUUGAUAACCUAAGUAAAAAUUUCUCUAUCAA